AUAGCUAUUAGACACAACUUUAUCCAGGGGCUUGAAACGACAUCGUACCCUGUCAAUAUGGUGCUCCCAAUGAAUAAGAGGUAGUAGACUAUGCCUGCUGGCAGGGAGCGGAAUAACCUCUCACAUAUCCAGUGGACCCAUGUGGUGGCGGAGUUGCCCGAAAGCCUCCCAACCUUCCAAAUGUAUGCGAUCCCGGAUGUCGAGGGGAAGCAUAGACGGAAGCUGGCGAUGUAAGGAAGGACUGGACAUGGGUAUAUAAACCACGGCCCCGAAGUCAGUGUUGGUUCUUCACCUGGCUCGUCCUUGUCCCAGAACUCCUCUUCGCGUCCAUCCCCUUCGUACAUACCACACAGUCUUUACCCCACCCACACUCCCUAUCCAACUACCUAACACUUUCUCUACGUGUCUUCUCUCGAUUUCAAGAUGCCAUCCGCCGCCAACCUCGUUCGUUUCCUCGUUGUUUCCUUGGCUGCGUUCUCCGUGUCUGCCACGCCCACUUCCACAAUUGCUUCUGUACUCCAAUUCAACCCUUUAAAGAGCCUCCCUAAACGUGCCAAUCCUCUCCCCUUUGGUCCAGGCCCCGUCCAACUUCCUCGCCCGGUCACAAACGCUCAGCGAAUGGCUCGCGGGCUUCCCCCGAUGCCGCCUCGCUUCAACCACGCCAAGAAGCAUUUGCACGCCCGCCAGUCUGAUGCUCCCUGUGUCCCAGUUUCUGGUACUAUUCAGGCCAACGUCGGUGGUCGUACGGCGUAUGUCAGUAGGAACGUCAACGACUUCGGAGAGUACGAGCUGGACAAUGGUGUGUCUGGAGCUUUGGAAGUUACCAUUUGCGUCAGAGGCAAUGACGCCUUCGAUAUACGUACCAAUAACGGAGUGGCUGCGUUCCCCUUCUUUGGUGGAGUUGUUGGCUUUGCCAACACCGACGAUAACCUCUCAGCCGGGUCGUUCAACUAUGUCUAUAUUGCAGCCACCUCCCAAACUCCCGUAGGUUCCCGCCCAGUAGCUGGACCCAACGCCUUCACUGCCGCGACAGAUAUCUCGAAGAACAUCGAGAGUGCCAUCUGGACCAUCGACCCUAACUCGAGGGUCUUGCGCUCCAACUGGGUCAACACCAAUGGACGCGUCGCCACCCAGAGUAUCCGUUACAUUCCCAGUGUAAACGCGUUUGCGAUUGUGGGUGAUGUUGCCGAGUUCGAGGAUAGCUUUGGUGUUUCUUCGCCUGCUACUUUCACCUUCAUCCCUAAUACUCCCGUCAGAUUCACUUAGGCGGACUUUUCUACUACGACACUUCUCUGGCACUCAACUUCCUACAUCAGUUCAGAGGAGCAUGCCCCCUGGAGACAGUCACUCGUUACAUAGGCGUCAGGAUCGAAAAGACAUUGCGUACAGUGCGUGAUGAAGAAACUUACUAAACAUCUGGGAAUAUUCGUGUGUAAACUAGCAUGUGUCUAAGUGACGUGACAGUAUCGUAUCAUUAGCAGAUCCGUAUAGCAUAUAGUGUGAAUCAAUGCUUGUAUUCCGUCAUUGUGGAUAGUUUAUCGUAGAAUCGCGUUUGCGCACACCGAAUUGCAUCUUCGACACUUCGAACU
Molecule: messenger RNA, 1589 nt
Organism: Somion occarium
Lineage: Eukaryota; Fungi; Basidiomycota; Agaricomycetes; Polyporales; Cerrenaceae
Source: the annotation of a GenBank genome assembly